Molecule: messenger RNA, 5231 nt
Organism: Habropoda laboriosa
Lineage: Eukaryota; Metazoa; Arthropoda; Insecta; Hymenoptera; Apidae
Product: multidrug resistance-associated protein 7
Exons: 16
Coding region: 1-4893 (1630 amino acids)
Biological process (GO): transmembrane transport
Cellular component (GO): membrane
Molecular function (GO): ATP hydrolysis activity; ABC-type transporter activity; ATP binding
Source: RefSeq, a predicted model, not a curated record
AUGGAUAAUUGGUUAACUGAUAGUGAUGGAGGUACAUGGAAAUGGAAUUGGACAGAAUUAUGUGGAUAUCGUGAUGAUUUUAACCUUUUAAAUUCAGAUACACGUGACCUUGAUGUAUGCUUUCAACAACUUUUCCUCCAGAUUCCAGUUUUAGCCUGUAUUGCAGUAAUAUCUGCUUAUUAUUGUGGAAAAAGAAAUGCAUAUUCUAUUAAUCAUUUUGGUUCUAAUUAUGUUAUAAACUUGAGAAUUAUAAUUACAGUGUGCCUUAUAAUCCUUCCUAUAAUUAAAGCAUAUAUUAUUGUUGUUAAUACUGUUCUUGUUCCACAUAACAGUGUACCAUCCAACAGUAGUUCAAUAGAUAAAUAUAUCAAGACACCAUCUACAAAUAUAUCUGCUUCUUUGGAGACUUCAAAUAUAAUAGAUCAGAUAAAAGAUGGAUGGAAUCAUACAAUUGACUUUGCAAAAUCAAUUUUUUCUUCAAGGAGUAAAAUUCAGAAUGUCACUGAACCUCUUCUUGUUUCUAGUACACAAGACUAUAAUUCAGUAUUAAUUGGAGUCAAAGAUGAAGUAACAUCUGUCAAACCUAUUGACUACCUUGUGGCAGGUACUGAAGGAUUAGCAUGGGUUGUUCACCUAUGUUUUGUAUUAAGUAUAAGAAGAACGAGGAAUUUUAAUCCAAGAGGACCUGUGUUAAUUCGGGCAUUGAUAUUUUUAUUAAUUGUUGUUUCCACAUUGCUGCUACGAAGUCAUAUCAAAUAUAAUUUUCAAAAUGAUAUUUUACCCAAUUGUUCAUUGGGAUUUAGUAUUAGUGUAGUCAUUCUGCUAAUAGCCUAUACUAUAACACUGAUACCAGGUCACAGUAAUUUAAGGGAUAUGAGAUCAUCUCAAUUUAACGAAAUAGGAGAACGGACAGCAUUGUUAAGUACACCUAAUUCAGCUUAUGUAAGAUUCCUUGAGGAGCAGGACCUAAGUUAUCUUGGAACUGCUAUGGAGAAUGCAUCACUAAACUCUAAACUUAUGUUUAAUUGGGUGAAACCCCUAAUGGAAAAGGGUGUUCAAGGCUUAUUAAAUCAUUCAGAUGAUCUAUUUGACUUACCAGAAUAUAUUAGUACUAAUACAAUUAGUCAGAAGAUUGAUAAGCAUUUGCAAGAUAUGUCAAACAGUAUAAAUAAUCAGGUGGAAAAUACUGAAUCAGUGUUAGGUACACAUGUUGAAAUUGCUUCGAACAAAGUUACAUUGUUUAUGUUAUUGCACAAAUGCUUUGGUUGGGAGUUUUAUUCAGUUGGAAUAUUAAAGUUUAUUACUGACUUGACCUCAUUUAUGGGACCACUGUUAUUGAAUAAAUUUAUUGGUUUUAUUGAAAACAAAAAUGAACCUGUUUCCCAUGGAUAUUUAUAUGCAACAUUAAUAUAUAUGAGUGCUUUUAUAGGAGCCUUCUGUAAUACCCACUUCACAUUUUGGAUGUCUGUGGUUGGUUUAAAAAUUCGUUCCACGGUUAUAACUUUGUUGUAUAGAAAGAUUUUGCAUUCUUCAAGUACUCAACUGAAGCAACAAUUUAAUUUUGGCGAAAUUGUUAAUUUUAUGAGUACAGAUAGUGAGAGACUUGUUAACAGUUGUUCCAGUUUUCAUGCAUUUUGGAGCAUACCAUUACAGUUAGUUGUGACAUUGUAUCUUCUUUAUAUGCAAAUAGGGAUUUCAUUCCUAGCUGGUAUUAGCUUUGCAAUAGUGCUUAUACCUAUAAAUAAAGUAAUAGCAAGUAAAAUUGGGAAACUUAGUACAAAAUUAAUGGAAUAUAAAGAUCAAAGGGUCAGACUUAUAGGGGAGACAUUACGUGGAAUAACUACAAUUAAAUUAAAUGUAUGGGAAGACCAUUUUUUAAAGAAUAUAUUAAAAUUACGAGACAAUGAAAUUAAAUAUUUACGUGGCAGAAAAUAUCUGGAUGCCUUGUGCGUUUAUUUUUGGGCCACAACACCUGUGUUGAUUUCUAUAUUAACAUUUGGUACGUAUGUACUUACCGGAAAUGAACUCGAUGCAAAAACAGUGUUUACUAGUAUGGCACUGUUAAACAUGCUAAUAGCACCAUUGAAUGCAUUCCCUUGGGUCUUGAAUGGUCUUACAGAAGCUUGGGUGUCACUUAAAAGAAUUCAGAGAAUUUUGGAUCUAUCGGAUACAGAUAUGUCGUCAUAUUAUUCAGAACCACCAUCGGAAGUGGAUUUAAUGCUUCAAAAUCUAACGCUUAGUAUAAGGUCGCAGCAGCAAAAUGACGUGGAACAAAACGGUCUUGGCACACCUAAUAUUGUUUCAAGUCCAUCUAGUAGUUCAGAGACUAAAAGGAUUGUUGGCUUUGAAGAUGAUGGCUCUUUUAGUUUACAUGAUAUUAAUAUUACAGUUCCAAAGGGGCACUUAAUUGGCAUUAUGGGAGAAAUAGGUAGCGGAAAAUCGCUACUUUUAGAUAGUAUUUUAGGUGAAAUUAUUAAAAUCCGUGGUACAAUAGCAGUAAAUGAUAUCGAAAAGGGUUUUGCAUAUGUGAAACAAAAUGCUUGGUUACAGCGAGGUACAAUUCGAGAUAAUAUCUUAUUUGGGAAAUCUUAUGAUUCUAACAAAUACAAGAAUAUUUUAAAAGCAUGCGCCCUCACUACUGAUUUAAAUUCCCUGCCUAAAAGAGAUUUAACGCUUAUUGGUGAGGCAGGAAACACGUUGAGUGGAGGUCAGAAAACAAGAAUUUCUUUGGCGCGAGCCGUAUACGCAGAUAAAGAUAUUUACUUAUUAGACGAUGUUUUGGCGACUUUAGAUCCAAAUGUCGCUGCUUAUGUAUUUGAACAUGUUAUUUUGGGUUUAUUGAAAGGCAAAACAAGAUUAUUGUGUACUCAUCAAACUCAAUAUUUAAUUCACGCUGAUUUAGUAGUAAAAAUGGAAAAAGGCAGGAUAAUCAAUCAGGGUAAACCAAACGAUGUUUUGUCCAAUUUAGAAGACUAUUUAUUAUCUUCGGAUUUUAUAGAAUCAGACUUAGAUAUUAAAUCUAUGACUGAUCUACCGAGAGAAAUAUAUCAAACUAAUAGAGAGAACGAAGAUCCUUUGCUUGAAGAAGAAUUUAGAGAAAGGGGCAGAGUACAUCUUGGAGUGUACACUUGCUACGUGAAAGCUGUAGGUCGUUAUUUAGCAAUUGCAAUACUUCUCUCUAUGUUUUCAAUGCAAAGUUCUAAAAAUAUUACGGACUUAUGGCUCUCUUAUUGGGUCACUCAUAGUAAUACAACUGCCGCUAAUACCACAGAUAGGUCAAAGCCUUUGAAGCUAGAAUAUUUUCUUAAUGAUGAUAAUCUAAGUACUAAUUAUUAUUUGACGGUAUAUGCUCUUUUAGCCGUAUUUAAUACAAUAUUCACAUUAAUGAGAGCAUUUAUGUUUGCAUAUGGUGGAAUUCAAGCAGCCAUUACUAUACACAAACAACUUUUAAAGGUUGUAGUACGGGCUAAAACUGCAUUUUUUGACAUACAACCAUUCGGUAGAAUUUUAAACAGAUUUUCGUCUGACACGUAUACGGUCGAUGAUAGUCUUCCCUUUAUCGCUAACAUAUUAUUUGCACAGUUAUUUGGCUUGGUUGCAACAGUUAUUGUUACAGCUUAUGGUUUACCAUGGAUACUCUUAGUAUUAGCGCCAUUGAUACCGAUUUAUCAUUGGAUACAAAAUCAUUAUAGAUUAACGUCAAGAGAAUUGAAGCGCUUAUCCAGUGCCGCACUUUCGCCGUUAUACGCACAUUUUAACGAAACUUUAUAUGGACUCUCUACUAUUAGAGCUUUUCGUACUGUACCUCGCUUCAAGCAAGAAAACGAAUUCUUACUAGAGAUCAGUCAAAAAACGCAAUUCGCAUCGUUGGCUAUCAGCCAAUGGCUUGCACUGAGAUUACAACUCAUUGGAGUAAUACUUUUAGCAGGAGUGAGCAAUAUAGCUGUUUUACAACAUCAAUACGAUGUGGUGGAUUCUGGCAUGAUAGGCCUUGUUUUUACGUAUACGUUAUCCGUGACUGGACUACUUUCUGGCGUAGUAAAUGCAUUUACAGAAGCAGAAAGGGAAAUGAUUGCGGUUGAACGCGUGAAACAAUAUUUAGAGAACGUUCCGGUUGAAAAUUCAAAAGGAGAAAAUCCACCGUACGGUUGGCCGAGCCAAGGUGUAGUUGAAUUUAAGGACGUUCUUUUAAAAUACAGAGAACAUUUGGUGCCAUCUUUGAACGGCGUAUCGUUUGUUACAAGACCAGCAGAAAAGAUUGGAAUUGUUGGACGUACAGGUGCUGGAAAAAGUUCCCUAUUCUCUUCCUUGUUUAGGUUAACGGAAAUAACUUCCGGGAACAUAUUAAUCGAUAACACUAAUAUACAAUCUUUACAAUUAAACGCUUUAAGAUCCCGAUUAGCUGUUAUACCCCAAAAUCCAUUUUUAUUUUCUGGUACUAUUAGGGAAAAUCUUGAUCCCCUAAAUCAGUAUCCAGAUUUGCAUAUGUACAAAGCAUUAGAGAAAUGUAAAGUUCAUUCGUUGGUGCAUCGAUUGGGGGGACUUGGCGCUACUUUGGAAGAAGGUGGUAGCAACCUCAGUGCGGGUCAGAGACAACUUUUUUGUUUAGUUAGAGCGAUUUUGCACAAUGCCAAGAUUGUCUGUAUCGACGAAGCUACGGCGAACGUUGAUCAAGAAACGGAGAAAUUUAUUCAGGCGACAAUAAAGACUUCAUUCCAGAGUGCUACCGUUUUCACUAUAGCUCAUAGGAUAAGGACGAUUAUGCACUGUGAUAGAGUUCUUGUUAUGGGAGACGGCGAAGUCUUAGAGUUCGAUGAACCAAAUUUAUUGAUAGAAAACAGUGAUUCUCACUUCUAUCAUCUAGCGAAUCAAGAAUUUUCCGACAGGGAGUGAAUUUAUCGUAUGUAUCUUCCAACGAGAAUAUUUAUUUUCCUUUAUACGAUAAACUUUUUAUAAGUACAUAGUCUCAUAAGUGUCAUAGUAUUGGUUAUUUUUGACUGUGCAUAGGAUAACGCGAUUUCUACAUCACAGGUACAAUUUUAUUUUACUUUAUUAAUCAUAGUUAUUUUCGUACGAAUUUACAAGGACCGUAUUUUAACCAAUAAUGAUACCGAUAAGAGUUUAUGCGAUUAUGAUAAAAGAUGAAACUUCCGUUUGAUUUGUAUAUUAUUUGCUUUAUGCUUAAGGUAAUUUGUACUCUGUCAAGCUACCUCGCUGUACGUUCUUAUACU